AAAAUUGGCCAAAAUAUCGAUUCUAAAAUAUUUUUGUUUCGAUUUAAUAUUUUCAAGCAAACCUGUAUUCGCCAGAGGGCAUCUACAUCGGCCGUCAUCUUUGAAAAAGUUGGUCAGACUCAGAACUUGGAAUCUGUCGAAAAAGAUGUCUAAUGAUUACAGAUGUCUAGGACUUUAUGUUGGCUGUAGAACUGUAACUCGAAAUGACCCGGUUUAAUGGGCUUAAUAGCUAGUUUACGUGAUAGACUCUGACGAGGUAGAGUAAUUUUAGUGUGAAAAGUCAUAAGACCAGUGUCAUCUGACUACUCUUCCUUCAAGAUGGCUCCUUCACCGGAGUAUGAUAAGGAACCGAAAGCCCCGGAUAAAAGUGCAACAUGUGUAUCUAGUGAUGAUACAAAAGUUCUUCAUAAUCUAGUGACUGACCAACAAACGAACUCAGAUCUCAAACCGAUGAAUUCAAUUGGGAACUCGGACGUGGAGAACAAUAAACAUGUCGAAACCUUGGACGACGGUCAGCUUCGAGCGCUCCUCGAUGAAGCCAUCACGUACAAAUGUCCCAAAGAUCGUGAGGGCAAAAGCAGUCUUUUCAAGGAACUUCUUGAGGAAGUGGAACAAGACGAGCAAGCAUGUGAGGCGGCGGCGCGGUGCACGGGAGGAGGACGCGGGUCAAGACGAGGGGCGAGGGCGCGGCCACCCCUCCCUCAUUCCAACUCACUCCAGGACCUCGUGGCCGCCCUGGCCGCCGAGCCCACGUCCCGGCGACACCACGCCCGACACGCGGCCCACGUGCCCGCCACCGCCUCCGUCUCCGCUCGGGCCAUACACGGAGGCAGCCUCCCAUCCGGAGUUGAUACCUCAUCACUCCUGUGCGAGGAACCGGCCCGGGGCGCGGGUUAUUUGGCCACUGUGCGGUGUGUGAAUCCGCCGCCGCUCGCCGAACGCCGAGUGUCCGCCAGUGACGCCAACUCGCCCCACGAAAUGGAAUCGCUCAACAGACGGAGCAAGCCGAUGUUCCCGAUGACGUAUACGGCGCGCGCUACGCUGGAGAUCGGCAGCGGCAGCGUGAGCUCGGGCCGCGCGGUCACCACCACCACCGCCUCGAACCAGGUGGGUCUCGGCGGGGCGCGGGCCGGCACUCCGCCCGAUGAGCCCGGCCGCAACAUGCGGAGACCUUACCGCGAUGCAGCAGGGGGGGCCGGACCGCGCGGCCCGGACUCCAGCUCCGCCGACUGGCUGCGUUGGGUGGACUCGUGGUACGAAGGCUUGGCCGCCUACGCCGCUUCACAUGAGAUGGUCGGCCGGCCGCAGAGACGUAACUCCUCCCAUGAAAUCCACGACGACAAAGAAAGCAAAAUUAAAUACAAUAGUUUUUUAAAAUUUCACUCGUCACAAGAUUUUCAAAGUUAUGAUGGAGGACAAAGUUCUAAAGCUACACCCGAUGAGUGUGAUCAAGUCCCUCGGGCAAAAACAACAAAUAUAAAUUGUGAUUGUUUCUGUGAAAAUAUCAAGGACGCUAAUUCAAAAAGUGUUACUAGGUUUAAAAAUGGAUGUAGAGAACGCUUAGGAAAAGAUUUAGUUAUGCCGAACUUGUCGGCAAUAAAUCCACGCAAUGUUAGAGUUAUGACUAUAAGUGCGCCUUCCGCUGUGGAAAAUGUAAAAAGUAAUGAGAAUGAGAAGUCUUGUAACUCUUAUAAAAAAUCUUCUCACAAAAUAAUAGAAGUAAAAGAUAACAAUGAGAGUACUUUAGAAAAGGAAAUAGACAAAACAAUUACGUUUACCUCAAAAGAUUCUAAAAGCUUAACAAUAUCUGGAACCACGGAUGAUAUUCCUUCGAAGAAUGAAAUAAAUUCUCUCGAUAAAACUCUUUCUUGUACUAAAAUAAACGUUUAUUCUAAAGAUUCUAGAAAACAAGAAGACGUAUGUGAUGAAAGCCUUAGUGAUCAAUGUAUGAAUACUACAGAAACACAUGAUAUAAAGCAAUCGACGAAUUUACAUUGCUCUAUCUCCAAAGAUAAUAUUAGUGCAGUAGAAAAAGCACCACCAAAGAAUAGUUAUGAGAAUAUUUCGAAAAACAAAACAUGCUCUCUAGAUAAAGAAGAAUUUGAAAAAAUAUAUAAUGAAAAUAACUUAGUUAGUUUGCUUGGUGAUGAAAUUAAGUCACCUUCCAUAAAAUCUUCUAGUCUAGCAGAAGUUCCUAAAGAAAUUUCUCAAGAACGUACAGAGGUCAUUCAAACUGUAGAUGUAGAUUUAACUGUAGAUGUAAAACAAUCUACAGAUGAUUAUUGUGAUAAAGAAGGAUCUGAAUUAGCUUUAGUGAACUACGAUAACUAUUUAACACCAAACGAGGUUUGUUAUGAAAUUUUAGAGGUAAUAGAUUGUAAGACCGUGGAUAUUGUUACGGAAAAUGGAAUAGAAAUGGUGGUUAUACCAUCUAAUGUGAAUUUAGAUGAUGAAUACUUGAAAUCGAAUUUCACUCAGUAUAUGGACAAUCAACAAAAACUUAUGGACGCGCUGAAGGCUGAGAGUAAUAUUGUAAAAGAGGCUAACGCGUCCACAUCAGUCGUGGAAGACAUCAACAAAGACAUUCCAGAACAUUCCGUUAUAACCGACGCUGAGUGUAAAGAAAAAACUGUACAAGAGAUUAAAAUAGAUCUCACCAUAAAUAAGUGUACUAAAAUAGCUUGUAUAGAAAAAGUUUCGAACAAUAAUAACGACGAUGAGAUCGAUAAUAAAGAAUUAGCAAUAAUCCAAAAUAGAAAUUCAGAUAGAAAGCCAGUUGAAAAGUUUACAAUAACUGACUUCCCUUACAAUGCUUAUAUAUUUCUAACACAACCCACGUUGCUAGCUUCGCUCAAUAACAAUAAUGAAAAGCUACAAAUACAAGACAUAAUAAAGAGUACUAACAUCAAACCGUACGUCUCGGAAAACGCAGCAACGAAAGCGAAUAAGAAAAAGAAAGAAAAGCCACGGCCCGGUAACGUUAAUUUGAAAAAAGAUGCUUUAAUACACAAAAACGCACUAAAAGUUUUGUUGUUUGAAGAUCUUUCUCAUGACGAUGAUAGGAAUGACGAAACCGAGUCAGGGAAAUACGGGCAAGCUACUGAUAACGAUAAAGAGGUCGAUUCCGCUAUACCGUUCAGUUGCAUCACAACGCCGGAGGUUGUGAGCGGCUGCAACACGACCCCAUCCGCCUCGCAGUCGGCGGCGGCCGCCGAUCCAAAGCCUCGCGGCGUGAUAUCGAGCGCGUUCAACGGGCUGCCAUUGUCGCGCCCCAACUACGGCUCGACCGCGUCGACCGCUAGCGAUGAACACAAGAAGUCUUUAGACGAGAAUGGGAAUGCGGUGCAGGCGUUUAGUUCGCCUCUAGCGGGCUCCGGGCAACACAAGAAGCCGAGGAGGAAAAAGUCGUCGAAAAAUGAAACCGUAAUCGAUUGUAGGCAGAUCGACGGGUACCAGGGCGACAAGGACGUCAACGAACUCCUGCGCUUCAUCGAGUCCGACGCCGAGAGCGCCCGGCCCAAGCUCGGCCGCGCCAAGCACCGCGACGACAACGACGACAAGGCGGCCAAGAAACGGUCAACCGAACGCCGCAAGGACAAAGACCACAAGGCCAAGCGCGCUUCCUCGCUCGAGGAACUCUCUCGCACCACGCUCGAGGAACUCACCGGGCCCCGCGCCGACCCCGCGCCCAAGCCCGAGCGGCGCUCCUGGGGCGAGACGCGCGACGACCCCGACCCCGACCCCGUGCCCGUCGGCGAGCUCACCGACUUCCAGACCGUCACCAAGCGACGCAAGCCGCGGCGCCGCCUCGACGAGCAGCCGCGUCGCCGCCACGAGCCCCCGGCGCCCCCCUCCGACCACACCGGCCCCAACGACUCGGGUGAUGAGCUAGAGUCUGCACACUCGCCGCCACCCGCCGCGCCGCCCGCCCCUCCCCCCGCAUCCUACGCGGACAUCGCGCGCACCCGGCACAACAUCCCCGACCUCAUAGAGUCCUGCAACUACUACGCGGAGGGCGAGGAGGAGGGUGAGCGCGUCGCGGAGCCGCCCACCCUGCCCGCCGACAUCAAACCGGGAACCGGCGGCGUCCGCCCCCGCCGUGACGGAAAGGCGGCGAACGCAAAGCGCGGCAAGGAUCGGUCGCCGCCCGCGCCCGACGUGGUGGCCGACCGGCGGCCCGCCGUCAUCCUGCUGGACGCGGGCGCGCGGCCGCCCGACAUGGACGGCGUGACGUUCGGGUUCGACGUGAACGAGCAGCUGGUGGGCGGCGGCGGGCGGCGCGUGGACCUGCUGCCGGGCGCGGCGGGGGCGGCGCGCGGGGCGGGGGGCGUGGCGGUGCGGGCGGGCGCGCUGCUCGUGCGCUACGUGCCGCCGCCGCCGCCCGCCGACACGCACCACCUGCUGCAGAUCGUCGACUACGUCGGCAACGCCUGGGAGGAGGUGGUCCGGUGCGGCGGCGGCAAGGUGCGCUACUACAGCGAGUAGGGCGGGCGGCGUCCGGACACAAAACGAACUGUGGGGUCGCUCCUUGUCGUAACAAGGAAGCCUAGUGCCCCGGGGUGGACAGGACUAAAGUGUUAUGUUGCGAGUGCCGCGAAUUGCCGCGAACUGCCGCACGAAACGAUCGAGCGCCUCGCGUUCUGCUGAACGUUAAACGUGUAAGAGAGACUUUGAGAUUACUAUUUUUGCACUGGUGUAGUGUGUGCCGCCGCGGCCGGCCCCCCAACUAAUCGCGAACUUUUGAUGUCGGUCCUAGGACCGACUGCUCGAGUUUAUUUUGUUAUGUAUUUUUUAAGUUACACCUAUUUUAAUGUAAAUAAAUCGGAGAUCUUUUGAUAUGUUGCCGGGACACCAGCGCGUGGACUGUCCCUUUACGCUCGACCGGUCAAUUAGUGUACUAAUUCUAUUUAUGAAGAAAUACCGACACAAAAAAUUCACCUAUGAUGAAGACGUUUGUCUUCUGAAUUCAUCAAUAUUCGGACAUCACAAAAUUGAGCGUAUUAAAAAAAAACGGAAAUUGCAGUAUAUUAUGUACUUCUUAAUCAAACAUUUUUUUAAUGAA
Messenger RNA from Bombyx mandarina (wild silkworm), 5062 nucleotides. RefSeq lists its product as uncharacterized. Lineage: Eukaryota; Metazoa; Arthropoda; Insecta; Lepidoptera; Bombycidae. The record is from RefSeq and is a predicted model, not a curated record.